Messenger RNA from Rotaria sordida, 1494 nucleotides. Lineage: Eukaryota; Metazoa; Rotifera; Eurotatoria; Philodinida; Philodinidae. The record is from the annotation of a GenBank genome assembly.
AUGGGAUCAUCAAAUGAACUUUUUUCAGUUGUCGAUGAUGUUGUAGAUUAUUGUCAAAAUCCAUCUCAAGUUCUUCCUUGUAAUGCACGUCAAUAUUUAGUGUGUCCUCAUUGUUCAUUUCAUCUUUGUUUCGAACAUGGAGAACAACAUCAAAAACAAAUUCAAAAUGAAACAUUUUUUUUACAUAAUCAAGCGAAAAGUUUAGAAAAAACAUUAAAUGAAUAUAAACCUAUACAAAUAAUUAUAGAAGAAGUAUUCAAUUCAUUAAAUGAAUGGAAACAAAAAAUGCACAAUGUUAUCGAUCAAUAUAGUGAACAAGUUAAAAUGCAUAUUGAACAAGCACAAAAUCGGCUAAAUGAUCAAUGGAUUAUAGCUAAAGACGAAUACGUACAAAUGUUACAUAAUUCUGUUAUUGAACCUAUUGAUAAAUUACUGAAUGUACCAAAACAAAUUCAUCCAGAUGAAGUACGUCAAGUUCAUACUCGAUUAAUUGAUGCUCAAAGUCAAAUCACAAAUCUAUUAACAUAUCGUGAUCUUCUUCGUAUUAAUUUUGAUGCAUGUUCAUUAGGUGGUAAUAUUAAUAUUUCUCGUGGUCAUUUUCCUUCACCAACGAUGGUUUCAUUGAUACCUUCAUCUCUACAAUCUUCAAAUUCAUUUGAAAAUAUUCCUCAUCUAGAUCGCAUCAACUUACUUUAUCGAUUUGAUAUGCUAUCAACAGACACAUCGGCUUUAGGUGUUUCUUCGUAUCGAAUGAGUAACUCUACUCAAAUAUUUGUUACAUGGAUUAAACCGAGUACACUGGUUAUUUUUGAUGCCGAACAAGGUAUGAUUAAACGUGUAGAUGUUGAACCAUCAUUUAUAACAAUUAAUGAUAUUGUAUGGUGUGAUUAUUUAAAUGUAUUUCUUAUUUCUGGUGCUGCUCUCCAUACAUUUGAUGUAAUUAAUAAUGAUGUUAAAGAAAUUUUUACGUCUGAAAAUCCACAAAUAUGGUCAAUUACUACACAUAAAACAAGUCUAUUUGUUUGUUAUGCCAUGGGUGAAUCACCUCUAAUUGAACAUCGUUCAUUACCAUCAUUUCGUAUAAUCCAAACAUAUACUCGUUCACGACUUUUACCAACUAAUUCUCCAUCAAUAGUUGAAAUAGCUCGUUGUAUUCGAACUAAUGGUCAUCAUAUAGCAAUGACCAUUCGAAAUCUAACUACAUAUGAAUGGCGUGUUGAUAUAUUUAAUUUUCAUAUGCAACGAUUAUUCCAAGGUGAAAUUUUAGGACAUGCAGCCUAUUCAGAUUAUUGGAGUUGUUUAUUAACACCUUACCGAUCUUACUGGUGGUUAGUUAUGAAUAAUACAUCAGAACAAGAAACAUUGACAUUAAUUGAUAAACAAGCACGUAUCAAACAACAAAUCCAACACGAAGGAUACAAUAUUUGUGUUUUACAAGGAGAACGGCGAUUUGUUACUAAAGAUCAACAUGGAUUAGCAGUAUAUCGUUUUUAA